UCCACAUCUUAAAUUAUUACUUCACGUAACCAUAAAAAUACCAAUACAGUUUGUGUUUUCGGCUGUGAUUAAACAAUAUAAUUGACAUUAUAGAGUGUAUUAAGUAUUCUCAACCAUGGGUAAGAGAAAUAAUAUGAUCCCUAAUGGGCAUUUCCAUAAGGAUUGGCAAAGGUUUGUGAAAACUUGGUUCAAUCAGCCAGCUAGAAAAUUUCGUCGUAAACAAAGUCGUGUGAAGAAAGCUCGUUCAGUUGCACCAAGACCUGUCAAGCUUUUGAGACCUAUUGUUCAUUGCCCAACAUUCCGUUAUCACACAAAAGUUAGGGCAGGCAAAGGUUUUACCUUAGCUGAAAUUAAAGCAAGUGGUCUGAACAAACGAUUUGCUAGGACCAUUGGAAUUGCAGUAGAUCCUAGAAGACGAAAUAAGUCGGUGGAAUCUUUGCAAGCAAAUGCUCAAAGAUUGAAGGAGUAUAAGUCCAAAUUGAUUCUUUUCCCAUUAAACGAAAAGAAACCAAAGAAGGGUGACGCAACUGAAGAAGAAAUGAAAACAGCCACUCAAGUUAAGGGAGAAAUUAUGCCAAUACGACAUCAAGCACCAGCUAAGGCAAAGGCUCGCACAAUUUCUGAAGAAGAGAAGAAGUUCUCUGCAUAUGUUACUUUGCGUAAAGCUAGAGCUGAUGCUAGAUUAGUUGGAGUUCGCGCAAAGCGUGUAAAAGAAGCUGCAGAAAAUCCGGACGAUGUAACAAAGGUUGCCAAGGACAAGAAGCCCAAGAAAUAAUCUUAACUAUCGCAUCUUUGUAUAAAUAUAAAAAAUAAAUUCUCAAUUGAGGAAAGCAAUACCAUCUAUGCA
Megalopta genalis is the source of this 847-nucleotide messenger RNA. RefSeq names its product ribosomal protein L13 (gene RpL13). Gene Ontology annotation, cellular component: cytosolic large ribosomal subunit; ribosome. Gene Ontology annotation, biological process: translation. Gene Ontology annotation, molecular function: structural constituent of ribosome; RNA binding. NCBI's taxonomy places the organism in Eukaryota, Metazoa, Arthropoda, Insecta, Hymenoptera, Halictidae. The record is from RefSeq and is a predicted model, not a curated record.